AUAGCCGGAAAAUUGUUCACCUCGUAUAAUCGAUAGACAAUAUCCCACCAAAUAAUAGAGCAAAUUUAGACAGCUCCAAUUAAGCUCGAAAUAGACGUAUUUAUUACAAAAGUACUAAAAAUGACUACGCUGCGACCAUUUACCUGUGAUGAUCUAUUUAAAUACAAUAAUGUAAAUUUCGAUCCGCUGACAGAAACAUACGGUCUUUCCUUUUAUACACAAUAUUUGGCCAAAUGGCCGGAAUACUUUCAGCUAGCUGAAUCGCCCAGUGGACACAUAAUGGGUUACAUUAUGGGCAAGGUUGAAGGACAUAUGGACAAUUGGCAUGGACAUGUAACGGCCCUAACCGUUUCGCCCGAUUACCGGCGAUUAGGUCUGGCAGGUCUGUUAAUGAACUUUUUAGAGGAUAUAUCUGAAAAAAAACGCGCCUACUUCGUGGAUCUUUUUGUGCGUAAAAGCAAUAAAGUGGCUAUAAAUAUGUAUAAAAAUUUAGGCUAUAUUAUAUACCGUACAAUACUAGAGUAUUACUCGGGUGAUCAAGAUGAGGAUGCGUAUGAUAUGCGAAAGGCACUGUCGCGAGAUGUGAAUAAGAAAUCGGUUAUACCUUAUACGCAACCUGUACGAUUGGAAGAUAUAGAUAUGAAUUGAUAUCCACCCACUGCCCGCAUUCGCAUUUAUGUUUAACUCUUAUACUGAUUCAUCGAUCAAUUGCAUUUCGCCCACAAAUUUCUAGUUCAACAAUGUCAACAAAUAGAAAAGCAAACAAAUUGUAUCUAAUCUGAAGUUAUAAGUCCCCACAAUACAAUUUGCUAACU
Molecule: messenger RNA, 815 nt
Organism: Drosophila navojoa
Lineage: Eukaryota; Metazoa; Arthropoda; Insecta; Diptera; Drosophilidae
Gene: Naa20A
Product: N-alpha-acetyltransferase 20 A
Biological process (GO): N-terminal peptidyl-methionine acetylation
Cellular component (GO): NatB complex
Molecular function (GO): protein-N-terminal amino-acid acetyltransferase activity
Source: RefSeq, a predicted model, not a curated record